GUAAUAAGACAAAUUUUACAUUUAUUUUAAAUUCGCGGCCAAUCUUCUUUUUCCAUCCAAUAGUUGAAAAGAAAGAGCCUCUCGAAUGACGUUUUCUCGUAGCAGCUCGAUUACGUUCUUCAUUCUAGCUUUAUUCGCCGUCUUAAUUAAUCCGGCGAUCUCUUCUCGCGCCUCGUCCUUCACCAAGCCGCCUCUUUCUUCUAUCGCUUCAUACUGCGAGAGUUGGAGAUUAGCCGCCGAGACCAACAAUGCUGGAACUUGGAAGGUGGUUCCGUCCCAAUGCGAAAACUACGUUAAAAACUAUAUCAGCGAAGGGCAGUUCGACAAAGAUUACGAUCUAGUUGCUAGUUACGCUAUCGCCUACGCUAAAACGGUCAAGCUUGGCCGAGACGGCAAGGACGCGUGGGUCUUUGACAUCGAUGAGACGCUUCUCUCCAAUAUUGAGUACUACAAGGCUCAUGGUUACGGGUCUCAACCUUAUGAUAAUACUCUAUUCAAUGAGUGGGUGGUAAAAGGAACAGCCCCAGGGUUUGAUGCGAGCUUGAGACUCUACAAAGCCCUCAAGAAACUUGGUUUCACUAUCAUUUUACUAACCGGCCGAGAUGAAAGUCAGAGAAGUAUAACCGAGAAAAAUCUUCGGGACGCCGGUUAUUUCGGUUGGAACCGACUCCUCUUGAGGGGUAAAAAUGAUCAAGGGAAAGCAGCAACAUUGUACAAAUCAGAGCAAAGAUCAAAAGUGGUUAAAGAAGGCUACACAAUCCAUGGAAAUACCGGCGAUCAAUGGAGUGACUUGCAAGGUUUUGCCGUGGCAGCUCGUUCUUUCAAAGUUCCUAAUCCCAUGUACUAUAUUCCUUGAUCAUCUGCCAUUGAUAUGUUGCAUGAUAAUUUCGCAUUUAUGUAUGAAUAAGAAUUUAUGAAUGUAUUCCAUAAUUCACCAAAUGUAGCCAUUCUUAAUGUACCACGUCCUAUUUUUACUA
Molecule: messenger RNA, 977 nt
Organism: Arabidopsis lyrata subsp. lyrata
Lineage: Eukaryota; Viridiplantae; Streptophyta; Magnoliopsida; Brassicales; Brassicaceae
Product: acid phosphatase 1
Exons: 3
Coding region: 86-856 (256 amino acids)
Molecular function (GO): acid phosphatase activity
Source: RefSeq, a predicted model, not a curated record